This is a messenger RNA of Ooceraea biroi (clonal raider ant), 2036 nucleotides long. RefSeq names its product DNA fragmentation factor subunit alpha. NCBI's taxonomy places the organism in Eukaryota, Metazoa, Arthropoda, Insecta, Hymenoptera, Formicidae. Gene Ontology annotation, biological process: regulation of apoptotic process; apoptotic process. The record is from RefSeq and is a predicted model, not a curated record.
GAGGCAUUAUUCACUCACUCUCUCUCCCUCUAUCUGUCUCUCUGUCUCUCUCCCUCGUCGCGUCGCACAAUCGCCGCCACCGCCGAUUUUUUUAUCCGCGUAUCGACGUCGCGAGUCCAGUUCGAGUCUCUCCCUUAAUCCAGCGAUCCUGGAGCAAGGUCGAUCCAAUGCAAUCCUGAGCGAUCCACUGCCCUUUCAUACUCGCGCGUUUCUCCCGAGCGAUACGAUUUUUUAUUCAAAGAUCGUCGCCUGGUGCGUCAUCGUCGAGGGAAUAAUCGACGUUAAAACAGAUCCAACGGAGGCGUGAAUUCGCACGGCGCGUCGUCCUCAUUACUGUGGCGGUACCCGUUAUACCUACCCCGCAAGGGCGUAUUCCUCCUACCCCGAAUCUGACAUCCGUUACGCAUCGGACACGCGGAGCGCUCGAAGGAGUUUCUCGAUAUACGCGACGGCGUCGUGACAGCGACCGACUCAUGUGCAACGAGAAUCAGGCCUUAGCAACAGUCAAUUCUCCACGAGAAAGUGAACCCUCUUUGACUUAGACACUCUGUGCUUGUCGUCGUUGUGGGGAGUGCCGAGAUCGUAGAGACUGUGACGCGAUAUACAUCCGGGCUGAUCACCCGAGUUAACCAGCACACUUGCCAUUCGUGAGGAAAAAUGUCGGACACGGCGGGGAUUACGCAGGGGAUGGGCAAUCCUUACAAGAUAGUCGAUCAUACGAGAGAGCGGAGAAAGGGCAUCACCGCCUCGUCGCUGAAGGAGCUGACCAACAUCGCGCGUAGCCGCCUGGCGUUGCCUGUUGACGCCGACCUGACAAUCGUGCUCGAGCAAGAUGGAACAGAAGUAGAUGAUGAAGAGUACUUUGCUACGCUAGAGAAGAACACGAACCUCAUGGUGCUGCACGGUGAUCAGAAAUGGAUCGCCGCUGGCAGCAGUAAGCCAGCCUCUCGGUACAUUGUUGUGGACGACGUGGACAGCGUGGAGGGCAGCUCGCGGACCGACAAGCUGCGACGACGGCGAACACCUAUAGAGCCCUUGGUGUCGUCGUUGCACGGUGAUCCCUCGCACAUCUCGCUGCUCGGAGGCAAUGACUUGGAACUGCUCAGCGACAUGGAUCCGGACAGUUUAGCUGACAUUGUACCUGACAGGCUCUUCCUCGAGCAGCUGAAGGAAGCUUCAGGCAGAUUUCUGGCAGAGAAGCGACAGGCGCAGGAAUCCAUGGCCCUUCUUCAGAUGUACGCGAGCGGCGGUGAGAUGGAGCGAGCGUAGGCCAUGUGGGGGGUGGGCGCCCUCACAUUGGCCAACAUGUAUAGAGUGCGACGUCGCAUAUUCUACAAAGGUCGCCAGUUGCAACAAACUCUGAUCCUAUUCUGGAAUUGAGCCCAUUUGAAUCUUUCUUUACACACGGAUAUAAUGGAGUAAAAUGUUGAGAGCGUAAGUUGCACGUUAACAACGAAGCUCUCAGUCAUUUUCACUCGCUCAUGAAGCACCCGCAGGGUGCGAGGAUAACAGGAAUAAUUGUACAGAGGUACGGAGAAACAAAGUAGCUUACGUUUUUCCAACGUUUAGUGAUAAUAGGUUUUAUUUUAUACAAGCAAUUCUAGUCCUAUGAAAAUAAGAUUUUUGUAGAAUUCUUUUUUUUCUGAAUCUACAUAUAUACAUAAUUCAAUGAUGACGACAGCUAUGCGUUGGCAAUACUUGACAUCCUUAGUGAACGUACGGAAUUGCUUUAAUAAAACGUAAGAAAUACCUUGCUACGUGUCUGCAGAGUUAUACACACGCAAUUUUAGCUGCUAACUUAUGUGAACACACACACACACACACACACACACACACACACACACACACAAAGAAACUUGCAUAAGCAUCUUGAAGCGAGCAUUCUGUCGCGAUAUUAUCAUAUCAAGUGUUAGCGCAAUACGUUUUGUUUAUAAGAUUUUUGUACUUAGAUACGUCUUACUGAGAUUUAGUUCAACGAAAAUUCACGGAAUAUUUAAGACUGAAUUUAUAGGGAAAACGAGAACUAUCUCCAUUAA